AUGCCGGGGCGCAAGCGCCGAUCCCUUGAGCCCUCGCAGCCGCUUCUCAUUUUCUCCUCCUCCACCAUCUCCGGGGCGUUGGGGCUGUUCCAGCUGCCAGGCUUUUCCCAUCUGCCUAACGGGCUCUACCCGUCGUACAUUCCCUUGAGCCACCUCGAGCCCCCCAGUGCCGGCAGUCCUCUCCUAGCUCAGCUGGGUCAGCACAGCCUCUUUGAGUCGCAGAAAGAUGGGUUCUACCUGUCUGGCCACGCGGGCCAGUCUGCUUUGCACCCGCAGCCUCCCCUCUCGAGGACUGCGGGCAACCACACAUCGAGCACUUUGCUCCGGGAGAAGGACCUUGGGCAGCUGCACAAGAGCUCGAAAGAAGGCCUGAAAGACCCUGGCGGGAAGGAGCGGGCAUGCCGGAGCGAUCUGUCCCUGCCCUUUAACAAGAAGGAGGGCAAGCCGAAGGAGGAGCCCCGGCCCCGCAGUGUGGUAGACCUCACGCAGGACACCAAACCCGACAGCGACCGGAAAGUGAGCGUGGUGGAGAAGGCAGUGAAGGUCAGCGAGCGUCUCUCACCGUUCCUGGCUGAGCACAUGCCAAAUCGGGGCGUGGGUGGUGGGGAACCCAAGUCCAAGAACCCGCUGCAGAGCUCUUCCCUCAGCAACUGCAACGGCGGCGGGGACCCCAUGCUGAAGGUCCUGGGUGCCGAGCAGGACCGCUGUGCCAAGGAUCCCACUCGGCACGAUGAGAACAUGAGGCCUUCUGCAAGGAGGGCAAGCCGAAGGAGGAGCCCCGACCCCGCAGUGUGGUAG
Molecule: messenger RNA, 798 nt
Organism: Egretta garzetta (little egret)
Lineage: Eukaryota; Metazoa; Chordata; Aves; Pelecaniformes; Ardeidae
Product: trinucleotide repeat-containing gene 18 protein-like
Exons: 4
Coding region: 1-798 (265 amino acids)
Source: RefSeq, a predicted model, not a curated record